AUGCUGUCAAGGUCAACGCUCUCAAUAGCGAGCGCCCGCCGCGCAGGCUGGGCAGCGUCGACGUCCAGCGCCCGUCUUGCGCUCGCAUCGACAUCGGCAUUGCCAGCUGCUACAUUACGCACAUUCGUCUCUUCGUCACCAGCCGAAUCAGGACGAGGCGGAGACCGACCAUCGUAUUCGAAUCGCGACGCAGACCGCAACAAUGCACGACGUCCUCGCAACGCAGACGCAGGCGGUAAUGCAGUGCAGCAGUUCAGCCGCAAUCAGCGCUUUGCACCCGAUGGCACCAGGAAGCGCCUCCCGCAUCCCAACGCCAGGCCCCGCUCGCAGCAUGGAAAGGACCGUGGUGAGCCCCGCUCGCAUAGGCCGCAGCGCGAAGACGAGUCGAUGCACAAGUUCGGCUCCGCCGAGCCAUCGUCCUCGCCAGCUUCUAGCAGGAGGGACUCGACCGUGUCCAGGAUUCGAGCUCGCAACGCUCCAGCGGCUGCCGAGCAGGAAGGCGAGGAUAUGCGAUUCGGCGAAGCAGACUCAGCAGAUUCUGCAGCGGGGUCAGCAACAAGGGCCGACGACGAGGGCAUCUCGAGCGGUCCUCGGGCGUUCGAAAAGUCCGAUCGACACCACGCCGCCAAGCAAAAGAAGAAGGAGGGCCGCGGAUCCUUGCUGGACGCAGAUGCCGACUACAGGCGCGGCGCUCCUCGUGCUCAACAACACGACGCCCACACGCGCAACGCUCACGCACGCCGUCCAAAGGGACCCGUCAACGACGCCUCGAGCGCAGCCGAAGCCGAGCCCGAGGUCAAACGAGGCGCAGCCAAGCCCAAAAUCAUCAAGGUGAAGCGCAACCUGUUCCUGCCCGAGGUCAUCUCGGUCAUCAUGCUUGCCACGCGCAUGGAGAAGAAGCUGCGUGCGAUUCAGAACGUCAUGGCCGACCUCGGCAUGCAGGACACGCGUCCGGAUUGUAUGCUCAAGUUCGAGGACGCCGAGAUGAUCGCGGCCGAGUUCAAUGUGGUGGCGAUCGCCAACGACGAGGCGAGCUUCGACCUGUUCCCGCGCCCGCCGCCCGAGACGGAGAAGGAGCGCGCGAGCUUCCCGCUGCGCCCGCCCGUCGUCACCAUCAUGGGCCACGUCGACCACGGCAAGACGACGCUGCUUGACAAGCUGCGCAGCACCUCGGUGGCUGCCGGCGAGGCGGGCGGUAUUACGCAGCACAUUGGUGCCUUCAGCGUGCCGAUUUCGGGCGUCGAACAGGAUAAGGGCAAGCGCAAGGGCUACAAGGGUAUUCAGACCAUUACGUUCCUCGACACGCCGGGGCAUGCGGCAUUUACGGCCAUGCGGAGUCGAGGCGCGAUGGUGACGGACAUUGUGGUGCUCGUCGUGGCGGCCGAUGACGGUGUGAUGCCCCAGACGCGCGAGGUGAUCAAGCUCGUGCACGAUGCCAAUGCCGAGGCGGCGUCGUCCGACGGCAUCGAGCAGCACAGGGUGCAGAUGAUCGUCGCGCUCAACAAGGUGGACAAGACCGAUGCGGACCCGGAGCGCGUCAAGCGCGAGCUGCUCGCGGCGGGCGUCGAGCUCGAGGAGCUCGGUGGCGAUGUUCCCUGCGUCCAUGUCUCCGGCAAGACGGGUAGGGGUCUGGACGAGCUCGAAGAGACGAUUGCCGCCGUGGCGGAGCUGGCGGAUCUGCGUGCGGAGAAGACUGGCCUGCCCGAGGGAUACGUGCUCGAGUCGCGCGUCGACAAGGGACGCGGCAAUGUGGCGACGGUGCUCAUGAAGCGCGGCGAGCUGGUCAAGGGCGCCAGUCUGAUUGCCGGGACGUCGUGGUGUCGUGUGCGAGCGAUUCUGCACUCGAGCGGACGACCGCUGGCCAGGGCGUUUCCGGGAGAUCCCGUAUUGGUGGCGGGAUGGAAGGGUUUGCCGACGGCGGGAGAUCUGAUGCUGGGUGCCACGGACGAGGCGUCGUGCAAGAAGGCGAUCGAGAACCGCACCAAGGCGAUCGAGCAGAAGCGGCUUCUGCAGGACGUGGAGCAGAUCAACGAGGCGCGCCGCAUCAAGGCCGAGCUGGAAGAGGCCGAGGCGCGCAAGGAGUUUGAGGAGCGCCAGCGCAGGCGUGCUGCUCGACUCGCCGCCAGCGACGGCAAGGAUCCGCUUGCGGCAAUCGCUGAACUCGACGAGGCGGCUGAAGCAACUUCUCGCGCUGCUGCGGAAGAGCAAGUCGAGGUGGAGACCAGCACCGAGCCGGAAGCGGUGGGCAAGAAGAUGCUCAACGUCAUUGUCAAGGCCGACUUUAGCGGCACGGUCGAGGCGGUCGUCGGGGCAAUUGCUUCGAUUGGCAAUGCCGAAGCUGGCGUCAAAAUUGUCUCGGCCACUGUAGGCGAGCCGUCUGAAGGUGAUGUAGCCAAAGCGGCUGCACUGGAUGCAACGAUCAUCGGGUUCAACGUGAACCCAUCCAAAUCGGUGCUUCAAGCAGCUAGUCGAGCCAAACCAACGCCGGUGCGCAUUAUUGCCUCGGACGUGAUCUACCGCCUGAUGGAGUCGGUCUCCACCUCGGUGGCCGAGCUUCUUCCGCCGCUGAUGGAGCCGCGCGUGCAGGGCGAAGCGGUGAUCAGCCAGAUCUUCGAGAUCAACCUCAAGAAGAACGCCACGCGCAAGAUCGCCGGCUGCAAAGUCACCAACGGCACCAUCACCAAGUCGGUCGGCGUGCGUAUUUUGCGCGGCAAGGAUCGCACAGAGGUCUACAGGGGCAGACUGGACCAGUUCAAGCAUCUCAAAAAGGACGUCACCGAAAUGCGCAAAGGCACCGAAUGCGGUAUGGCCUUUGAAGGGUUCCAGGACAUCCAGCCCGAUGAUGUCGUACAGAGCUUCACUGAGGUCGCCGUACCAAGGACGCUGUAA
Messenger RNA from Moesziomyces antarcticus, 2889 nucleotides. Its product is annotated as GTPase. Bases 1 to 2889 code for a protein of 962 amino acids. NCBI's taxonomy places the organism in Eukaryota, Fungi, Basidiomycota, Ustilaginomycetes, Ustilaginales, Ustilaginaceae. The transcript has a single exon. Gene Ontology annotation, molecular function: GTP binding; GTPase activity. The record is from RefSeq and is a predicted model, not a curated record.